UUGACCUUUAAGAUCCGGUCUUUUUCAGCAUUAAAAUGGCUGCCUCCAUCAGAACAUGUUACCGUGCUAGGUCAACUUUCAAUAGUGUUCAUCUUCUGAAACUUAAGCUAAAAAAUGAUUCAUUACGAUGUGUUCCUUUGUACGUGUCAAGUAAAAGAGAUCUAUUUGUUGCAUCCCCCGCACAAAAGUUAAAUGUGAAAAAUGGUAACAUCAUUUUACCAUUCACAUCUCAAAGGUGUACACAGCGAUCAUUUCUGACCUCAAUCAGGCUACACACAACACAAGAGGGUGUGAAAGAUGAAGCAGAAGAUGACUAUCAUUCCAUCAUCAAAGAUACAGAAAGAGGCAAAGGUCCUGCAGAUGUUCAUGAGUUUCAGGCAGAGACGAGAAAACUCUUAGACAUUGUUGCCAAGUCCCUGUACUCCGAGAAAGAAGUUUUUAUUAGGGAGUUGAUUUCCAACUCAAGUGAUGCCAUAGAAAAGCUGCGCUACUACCAGCUGACAGGCGCUGAAGUGGGUGACCAGGUUGGCCCACUAGAGAUCCACAUAGCCACCAACGAUGAUAAAAAGACAUUCACUAUCCAGGACACAGGAGUUGGGCUUACUAAAGAAGAACUUAUUGAUAAUCUUGGCACUAUUGCCCGUUCUGGGUCCAAGGCAUUUUUAGACCAGUUGUCUGAGAAAGCUUCUGCCGGCGAUGUCAAGAGUAAUUUGAUUGGUCAAUUUGGUGUUGGCUUUUAUUCAACAUUCAUGGUUGGUGACAAAGUGGAUGUUUACACAAAGUCUUUCAAGCCUGGCUCUGCAGCCUACAAGUGGUCCUCUGAUGGAUCAGGGAAAUACGAAAUCACAGACGCUGAAGGAGUGGACAGAGGCACCAAGAUUGUCAUCCAUCUCAAAGGAGAUUGUUAUCAAUUUGCCAAAGAAGAAGUCAUUAAAGAGAUUGUCAAGAAGUACAGUAACUUUGUUGGUGUCCCUAUCUUUUUGAAUGGCAAGCGUGCCAACAUCAUACAGGCCUUGUGGACAAUGGAUCCCAAAGAUGUUACCCCAGAUAUGCACGAAGAGUUCUACAGGUUUAUAGGCAAUGUUUAUGACAAGCCACGUUACCAUCUUCAUUACAAGACAGAUGCUCCAUUAAACAUUAGAGCACUCUUCUAUGUCCCUGAAUAUAAACCAACUAUGUUUGAUAUGAGCAGGGAGACAGAGGUCGGUGUAUCGCUUUACAGCAGAAAAGUUUUAAUUCUUGCCAGGGCUAACCAUGUCCUCCCUAAGUGGUUGAGGUUUGUGAAAGGAGUGGUUGACAGUGAAGAUAUACCAUUAAACUUGAGCAGAGAGUUACUUCAAGACAGUGCACUUAUCAGGAAAUUAAGACAGGUGUUGACCACAAGGCUUCUCAAGUUUUUCUCAGAACAAGCCAAGAAAGAUCCUAUAAAUUACAUGUCAUUCUAUGAGGACUAUGGUCUGUUCUUUAGAGAAGGCAUUGUGACAACAGGAGAGCAGGAAGUUCGAGAGGACAUAGCUAAACUAUUAAGAUUUGAGUCAUCAAAACUUGAGAAAGGCCAGUUUACUAGCCUUGAGGAGUAUGCUCAGAGAAUGAAGGCAGGGGAGAGAAACAUAUAUUUCCUGUCAGCGCCAAGUCGACAGUUGGCAGAGACUUCCCCCUAUUUUGAAGCUUUGAAAAAACGAGACAUUGAAGUGUUGUUCUUGUAUGAACCUUAUGAUGAACUUGUGUUGAUGAAUCUAGGUCAGUUUGACCGCAAGAAUCUCAAGUCCAUAGAGAAUGAGCUGUAUGAAGACAAAGAAAACACAGACACUGUUGAUGAGAAAGAUGAGAAAAGUUUGAAGCAGUCUGAGGCAGAGGAUCUCAAAGUUUGGCUCAAGUCUGUGCUUUUAAAUAAAGUGAACAACAUCAAGAUAACCAAAAGACUCGAAAGUCAUCCCUGUGUUAUAACUGUGAUGGAAAUGGGCUCUGCCAGACAUUUCCUGAGGACCACUCUUGCAGACAAAAGUCAAGAUGAGAGACUUCGUCUGCUUCAACCAACAUUAGAAUUAAACCCAAGUCAUCCACUGGUAGUGAAAUUGUUCCAACUUAAAGGAUCUGAUCCAGAAUUGGCAACACUCCUUGCAGAACAGCUGUAUGACAAUGCUAUGAUUAAUGCUGGACUCAUUGAUGACCCAAGGUUAGGAAUGUCAAGACUCCAGUCACUGUUAGAAAGAGCUUUCGCCAAGAUUUAGUCACAUUGUGACAAGGAACAUGAUCAGGGGAUGGGGGGGGAUUUCAUUGUCAUUAUUUUUGUGUCACUUUUGUUAAAGGUCAUGAUCAUUUGAAAUGUUUGUUUGUUUUUUUCAAUUAUUAUUUAUAGAAAUGUACUAAAUGUAGUUGUUUAAUAAAAGUGAUUCAUGGACAUUUUUAAAAAA
This is a messenger RNA of Biomphalaria glabrata, 2414 nucleotides long. RefSeq names its product heat shock protein 75 kDa, mitochondrial-like. Bases 36 to 2231 code for a protein of 731 amino acids. The transcript is spliced from 18 exons. Lineage: Eukaryota; Metazoa; Mollusca; Gastropoda; Planorbidae. Gene Ontology annotation, molecular function: ATP-dependent protein folding chaperone; protein kinase binding; ATP hydrolysis activity. The record is from RefSeq and is a predicted model, not a curated record. Gene Ontology annotation, biological process: protein folding. Gene Ontology annotation, cellular component: mitochondrial inner membrane.